This is a messenger RNA of Rhinichthys klamathensis goyatoka, 475 nucleotides long. RefSeq lists its product as uncharacterized. NCBI's taxonomy places the organism in Eukaryota, Metazoa, Chordata, Actinopteri, Cypriniformes, Leuciscidae. Bases 80 to 463 code for a protein of 127 amino acids. The transcript has a single exon. The record is from RefSeq and is a predicted model, not a curated record.
GAUGGCUAAUUGAAAUAAAUCUGGAUAUUUAAAAGCAGUUCUCGUGGCAUUGUAAACCUGAAUUCACGGAUUGUGAAUAAUGAAGGCAUCUGAGAUUAUGUGGGGCGCUUUUAACGGGGCAUCCGAGACUAACGGGACGCGCGCGGAGAAAGUUCAGCACGUGCUCCAGCCUUUCUCGUCCACCGUUGCUCUUCUGGUGCUGGGGUUGGUCAUUAUAGGGAUUAUAUUAAUCUCACUGACCACCUACCACAUUCACAAAAGCAAGAUGAAGAAGAGGAAGAUGCUAAGGGCACAGGAGGAAUUUGAGCGGGAUAACUGUGGCUCCUCUGUCCCGCUCAGGCAAAAGCACUCACUGAGCCGCUGCGUGAUCGCUCGCCCCGCUCCACCGCAACAUCCGCCGACAAACACUGACGCGAAACAGCGCGAGGGUGUCGUGUUUGAAGGACUUGCUGGAUCCUCAUAACGGGCCGAAUGA